CUCUGUUUUGAUUUUGCACAGGGCAACUGCCUCCGUUUCAAUCGAGGAAACCUUUAAAUGAAACUUGCUUAAAAUCUGAGCUCGCACACAGAAGAGAGACUGCAAUCAACGCUGAAGUGGAAGGGAAAGAUGCUGUCCUUGAACAACCUGCAGAAUGUCAUCUACAACCCGAUAAUCCCCUAUGUUGGGACCAUCCCUGAGCAGUUGGAGCCUGGAACUUUGAUUGUGAUCCGUGAGCACGUUCCCGGGGACUCCGACAGGUUCCAGGUGGACCUGCAGUGCGGCAGCAGCGUGAACCCGCGAGCGGACGUGGUCUUCCACUUCAACCCCCGUUUCAAAAGGACCAACUGCAUCGUGUGCAACACCCUGAAAAAUGAGAAAUGGGGGCGGGAGGAGAUCACCUACGACAUGCCUUUCAGGAAGGAGAAGUCCUUCGAGAUCGUGAUGAUGGUGCUCAAAGACAAAUUCCAGGUGGCUGUCAAUGGAAAACACACGCUGCUCUACGCCCACAGGAUCAGCCCCGAGAAAAUCGACACCCUGGGCAUCUACGGCAAAGUGAGCGUCCACUCGGUGGGCUUCAGCUUCAGCUCGGAUUUAAGGAGCGCCCAAGCAUCCACUCUGGAAGUGGCAGUUCUAAAUGGAGAAGAUGUACCCAGUGCCGGCAUGUCGCAGUUUCCUAGUAAUAGAGGAGACACUGAUAAAACCGUACCCAGAACUGUCUGCACCAAGAGCAAAGGUCCGACUGCCCAUCACACUUUGACUUGCGCCAAAAUACUACCUAUCAACUGUUUGUCCAAGACUCUGCCUUUCGUGGCGAGGUUGAACUCCUCCAUGGGCCCCGGACGGACUGUCGUCAUUAAAGGAGAAGUGAACGCGAAGGCCAAAGGCUUUAAUGUUGAUCUGAUAUCAGGAAAAUCAAAGGAUAUUGCUCUCCACUUGAACCCGCGCCUGAAUAGUAAAGCAUUUAUAAGGAAUUCUUUCCUUCAAGAGUCCUGGGGAGAAGAAGAGAGAAAUAUUACCUGUUUCCCAUUUAGUCCUGGGAUGUACUUUGAGAUGAUAAUUUACUGUGAUGUUAAAGAGUUCAAGGUUGCGGUGAAUGGCGUCCACAGCCUGGAGUACAAGCACAGGUUUAAAGAGCUCCCCAGCAUCGACACCCUGGAGAUCGACGGAGACAUCCAGCUGCUGGAAGUAAGGAGCUGGUAGCCGACACGACCACCACGAAAACUGAAAUACAGAAUGGCUUACGUGACCCUGGCCUGGUUAAAGUGCAUCUCACGACCAUACUACCUGUGUACAUAGCUAAGAUGAGCUUCCGCAGCGUUAGUCCUCCCGGUGUUCUCAGACCUGUCACGCAGGAGGAGGAAGUUGCAGGCAGCAGCAGCUAUGCAUUAUUCAGGCCUCCUCCUCUCUCCCCACCCGCCUCUUGUUUAUAAUCCGCUUCACAGUCACCAGGCGCUGGUGAGGUGCCUGCUCUAUACAGCAGCUAACACGCAUCGAGCACUGCCUUUGCCAGCACCGUGCUGGGUUGGAUGUACAGUGGUGCCCAAAACCAUGUUCCUUAUACUCUUCUGUGUCUCCCCUUGUGCCACUGCAGGUUAGAUACACUCACCAGGGCCUUGGAAUGACUCAGCUAUUAAAUCACCUAGGACAUUAAUUAUAGAAGACACUACUACAGCCCCAGGGACCACAUUCUUAAGGAGCCUUCUCUCAUCCCUGCAGCCGAGUUGAUAGCGACUUAUAUCUGGCAGUUCCCUUUAACAUAAUAAGCAUCUAACUGUAAGCACCACCAAAUCAUUAACACUAUGACAUGAACACGGCACAGAGAUUAAGGCAACAAAACGAAGCAAAGGCAACACAAACAAAUGGUGUUGAAAUUCACUUGAUGUCAAUCACAAUACUUUUGUACCAGUAAGUGGUUAUUAUAGCAUUUUUUUUUUUAAAUGAAUUUAGGGUGAGUUAAAGGUCUGCACAUACCUGUACAGAGUUUAAGGUAGAAGCGAGAGGAAUUCAAUUUGCAAAUGUUUAUGGGUCACAAAGCAAAGUUAAGAACUGAUUUAAUGUUUAUGAAACGGGCCCUACCAGAAAGUGAAAUAGACCACCGUAGAGAGGCAACAUAAACACCUGUUGGGUGUCCGCAUGCAAAGCGACACCGCCUCUCUGCUCUUCCAGAUUAGUCCAUCCCUAGGCUGAGAUCAAACAUUGUUCUAUCUGAGUGAUUAAAUCAAACCUGUAUCAGCAAGUUAAGUGUUGCAUUUCUGUAAUUUUUCCUAUGACUCUUUGAAACGAGUUGGCAGAAUUCUUUGAAGAAUUCUUACAUGUCAGAUCUUGUUUCAGGAAAUUUAAGAGGCUUGCGACGGGGGAGGUAAAAAGCUCCAUCAGCCAGAUCAUUUGUCUUAUUAAAUUGCUGAGCUGGAUUCUGCCAGGAUUUAGAAGUAUUUUCAUAACAGAUAUUCGUUAUUUUUUAAUACCAAUAUACUGAAAAGAAUACUAUUACCAACAUAUAUAUAUACUUUAAAGUACCCACUCAGUGUAGAAACUUCUAGCAUUCUUUCCCUGUAAAUUUAUUAUGCCGAAUCUUGCCCAACUCAAAAAAUACUGAUGGGGGCGGGAGGGCAAGAAGACUCUAGAAUCCCAGGGUUAUUUUUUUUCUUCCUGAAAGACUGCAUGACUGAGAUUUUCCCCAAGUCCAAAGGACUGAAUACAAAAUCUUAAGAUGUUUUUGAAGUGAAGCUAUUAGCAUUUAUGACUGAAUCUUACUAAGAUUCUCCUUGAAGAAAAUAUAUAUAUCUCUAAACUGCA
This is a messenger RNA of Myotis davidii, 2799 nucleotides long. It is a transcript of the gene LGALS8, whose product is annotated as lectin, galactoside-binding, soluble, 8. NCBI's taxonomy places the organism in Eukaryota, Metazoa, Chordata, Mammalia, Chiroptera, Vespertilionidae. The transcript has 10 exons. Bases 130 to 1203 code for a protein of 357 amino acids. Gene Ontology annotation, molecular function: carbohydrate binding. The record is from RefSeq and is a predicted model, not a curated record.